This is a messenger RNA of Ixodes scapularis (black-legged tick), 4670 nucleotides long. It is a transcript of the gene Set8, whose product is annotated as N-lysine methyltransferase KMT5A-A. Bases 308 to 1321 code for a protein of 337 amino acids. The record is from RefSeq and is a predicted model, not a curated record. NCBI's taxonomy places the organism in Eukaryota, Metazoa, Arthropoda, Arachnida, Ixodida, Ixodidae. The transcript has 6 exons. Gene Ontology annotation, molecular function: histone H4K20 methyltransferase activity; protein binding.
AGCGCCACAUGGCAGCGGCCGCGCAACGCGUCUGUUGCUUCCUUCGGGGGGAAGCAUGAAGGAGAAGCGAGUCGGCAAAUGAGCAGGGAGCGUUGGGAGCGUUCCUAGCCGCUCGAACAAUACAUGUUGUUUAUUUCGGUUCGGACGCUAAAAAAACGAAUGCCGCCUUGACUUCCAGAAAACACAGGUUGGAAGAUGGGCACCUAUUCCUAGCGGAUUAUUUCUGGAGUCGCGAUGAUCACGGAGACGCCGAUGAGACGGCCGUGAUACGAGCUACCACCACCACGAAGUUGAACAAAUCUCGAGCAUGGUGAAAGGGAGGAAGAGAACAACAACGGCUCGUAAGAAGGCCGGCUCGGCGUGUCCACAGAAGCAUCCCCUACCCAACGACUCCGAGAACCUCCAACGGCCGUCCAUGGCCGACCGCAGCUCGUCCGAAAUGGCGUCACAGAGGGACACGCGCAUCGAGGACUACUUCCCGGCCCUGGAGUCGACGGCGGCCUCUCAUGAGCGGAGCGGCAUCGGGGAGCGGCCCCCUUCCGAGCCCGAGGGGGACGUGCCGUGCCCCAACGCAGCGGCCCUUCCGGCCGGCCCCGGCCUCGACGCCACCCAGCCGCCGUCUCCUAGCUCGGGAGAGCAGGCGCCAGCAGCCGGCGCCACUUCCGAGUCAGCCGGCGCGACCGGCGACUUGAAGGUCACGGAGGAAGACGGCCCAAGGGUUCCGCCCAAGUCGCCGCGGCAGACCGUCAUGCGUGAAGCUCCGAAGGUCGCCAAGAAGAAAGGAGUCGUCCAGUGUCAUUCCCUCACCGAGUAUUUUCCCAUCCGGAGGAGUGGCCGGAAGACACGCAGUGCUCUUGCGAAAGAAAGGCAGAAGAAUGUCGAGGACGCCAUCUUGAACGGUGACGAGGAUGGAUUCAAGGUGACGGAGUUCGACAACAAGGGCCGCGGCGUGACCACCAUCCGACCCCUGAGGAGCGGCGACUUUGUCUUGGAGUAUGCGGGGGAGCUCAUAGACCACCAGGAGGCCAGGCUGCGUGAGCAGCUCUAUGCUGCAGACAAGUCGGUGGGCUGCUACAUGUACUACUUCAGCUGCAGGAACAAGCAGUACUGCGUGGACGCAACCAAGGAGUCCGGCCGGCUGGGGCGCCUGGUGAACCAUAGCAAGCGCGGCAACCUCAAGACGCAGACGUGCAUCAUCAAGGGCGUUCCCCACCUAGUGUUGGUCGCCCAGCGGGACAUCCAGCCCGGAGAGGAGCUGCUUUACGACUACGGCGACCGCAGCAAGACCUCCCUCCAAUUCCACCCGUGGCUGGCGCUCUAGCAGCACCGCGGCGGCGGCCUUCCCUUACGGCGGGCGCGCGGUGCCUGCAGACUCACGUUCCGGGCAGCAGGAGCACUGGCCGCAACCAUGGGACAACUGGGAACGACUACACCGAGUGCUUGGUGGCGUUUGCACUCUGUUCACCGCUAAGCCGACGACGGGGUGGAGGCCACACGGUCAUUGGACUAGCCACACGUCCAUCUUAUGCCACGCGACCACGCUCCCACCCACACCCAAAGUGAGGCGUCGCACGACGAGAGGCGGGCGAUUGAUCGACCCGGCGUGCACGUGGCUCCCACUGCGCAUUCGACCCAGGGGCAGGUUCUGCCGUCUUGUGUGGACCACUGACCGUCUGCGAGAAGCGGAUUGCAGACUGGCAUUGAUGCGUGUGGCCUUUAACGGCGGGAACGUUUGGCUAGAGUUUGAGAUAGCCUCGCUUUCUCUUCAGCAGAGAAGUGCGCGGCGUUUCUACCUGCGUAAAGUGGUUUUUAUUCUGCGAUGGGUGCGACCCUCGACAGUGGAAACACUGGGCUAGAGUGUGGGGGCUUAUCUACCGUUACGACGGCCUUGUGCGUCUGCAUUUUGCGGAGAUGCCUUGUACCUGCUCUGAAAGGAAUGCGGAUUGCAAGUUCGUCUGCUUCUUUUGCGGAGGUUGUGGUGACGUCGGAACACCGAGCUCCGAUUGGCUAUGACUGAAGAACAGCGGGUAGACCUAAAGACAGUUUGCUUUGAGGUCUACCCACAAUCAUUUAAUCAGGGCCAAUUGGAGCUCGGCGUCUUUCUGACAUCGCCACAAGCAGACAAACUUGCGCUCCGCAUAGCUUGAAGUCUGCCUUUGGGUGCUACGGAUGGCGGAAAUAUUCGCUCGAGGUCGGCCCACUCUGUUUGGCUUUUCCUACGGCAGGUGCGAUUUCUGUUCGGGCAUUUCUACCGUCGACCACCUUCGAAGACGCUCGGCUCGUCCUCUCAGCUUUCGCUCUAUUCAUUGGUGCCGUUCCACAUUUUGUCCGUUACAGGUAAUGUCAAACGGCGAAUUCUUAUUACCCGAGUCGGCGUUCCACACAAACACAAUGCGCCGCAUGUCGGCAUGUCGCAUUUAGCUUAGGUAGAAUAGAGUAUUCCUAAAUUUCGAAAUCUACCGACCCAGUUGGUGCAGAGAAUAAGCUGAUUCCACCACACUGGUGACUUUACCCGAGCUGCGAAAGCUCGGAUAAAUACGGCGACUGUUCGUUUGAGUUAAUCGUAUCGGGCUCUGUACUUCUGCAAUUGAUGCCGGGGUUAGUGUGUAAACAAGUUUUGGUCCCAAGAGCAGCAUUGUACUGGCGUUUUCAAAAGACACGGCUGGCUUCAGCAACUAUUUCAGGAGCCACAGCAAUAACCAUCAUGAAAAGGAUCCACUUUACUCCAGGUAAACAAAAAUUUGUGCUGUAAAGCCUAGUGGCCUUUGCCAUCUCGUUGCUACCGUAUCAUGGUUUCUACACUCGCUUGAUGGGCAUUUCGUUUCUCUGUAUGAGGGCUGGGACCACCAUGCUCGAGCGUUCUAGGAUGCAUCGAAGACAUUGUUAAUGAAUGCAGUAGGUAUAAUGCUUUUUUUUUUUUUUUUUUUGCUACUUUUUUAGUUGAUACGUUUCUAGUGGAGUUUAUGUAUCUGUUGUAGCGACCCGCUCGAGCAAAUGACUUUUGGCCUUUGAACAGCUGUAACUUCGGCUGCCUCUGGAGCAGGAAGGACUUACGGGCACAGGAAGCGACACAUCUGUAAGGCUUCAUACAUUCUCUUGUUGCUGGAGGCAUAGCCGUUCUUGCCUGCCUACUCUGGAAUGUGCCUGGCACAGGCCGCUUCUCUCUGGAGUUUAUACGACUAACUUGCACAGUAGGUGUGCCUUCAGCACCUUGUGCGGCAUCUACUGCUUGCGCUGCCGUGGUGAAGCUUACCGUUGGUUCCCAGUUAAAAAAGGGGUAGACCGAUUCCCAAGUUCUUUUGCAAUGCAGACGAUUAGAAGAGAAGGACAUGCAGCACUGAAAAGUCUGCUCUAGUGUUCAGAUCACUACCGUGUGCUUGCUAUUUUAGGUUUCUUGCACACAUGGUUUGCAUGCGACGUCACUGCGUCGUGCUGGUCAUCAUCGCUUGUUCUAGCCAAGAAAAACAAAGUCUGUGGUGUAAGCUGCACUGCAGAAGGUAUGAGCUCGGGAGCAAGGUCACCACAAUGGCAGCCGCCAUAAACGUUAAAAGUAGCACAUACGAGAAAAAAAAGACUGGUCUCUUAGCUGUCUUUGUGAAGAAAAUCUAGAUGAAGUUUCUUGUUACCUGUGACUACUUUUACUCGCUGAGGGUACAUGUGAUAAUGGUGCAGUCACAUAGGCAAAAUUCAUGAUUGUCUUGAGUAGUACUAGAGGUACUGUAUGGUGAAAGGUGAAAAAGAACAACUACUGUCUCUUAUAUCGGGAGUGUAAAAGCUGGGCUACUGCCAAUUUAAUGGUCUAUACACAAAUGCAGCAGUGAGAAAAUUUUAAAAAAAAAUAUUUUAAAGACUUCUGUCAGAGGGCUUUAUCCUGAAUUAUAUUAAUUACGAGUGGACUUGCCAUCCUUGUAUGUGCAUUUAUACAAACUGCAACUGCACAAAGAUGUUUUUUUGUGUGGCAGCACUUUUGGACCUUGAACUAUCUGAAGUUGAAAUUGCUUGUCUGUUGUGUCCUUUCAUUUGCUUCUCCUAUUCUAGAUUAGCUAUAUGUUGAGAUGCCAGUUUAGCGAUAUGUUGAGAUGCCAGUUUAGUGAUAAGUUGAGAUGCCAGUUUGUGGUGUGUUAAACAGCCAGAUCUUGGGAGUCGCCGAAGGCAAGAAGAAUGCAUUUGAUUCUUGAGAUGAUAGACAACUAACAUUUUUCUAGUUGCCCUCUUCCUACUAUUGUUACAAGUCGAGGUAGAGGCACAACACUGAAGCCUUUUAAGCUAAUGCCUACAUGCUUCGUUUCUACAACUGUGGUGCAGUCGAGAGCUAUCCAGUUCGAUGCCUUUGAACAACCUGCAACAGUGCUUUAUCUAAACGCUGCACAACUAUCUUAUAUUUCACAUCUCUCAAAACCAAUCAUUUUGCGAGCCAGUUUCCUUCGGUAGAAAUAUUUUUGUUUUCGCAAAUGCAUUUCAUUUGUAAAUAAUGUUGGUCCUUUGCUUCUCAACAUACAAACGCAUGUCGAGGAUUUUUGUCCAUUGUUUUCUUGUUUCAUGUCCCGCCAAAGAGAAGGCUGCAUUCUAGCACCCGUCAUGUGUAACUUAUUUGGCAUUUUUGUCUUUUCCUGGUUUGGCACAUAAUGCUCUGUGCAGCAGGGUUUCUUAAUAAAGCAUUAUCCAUUUCA